Phycodurus eques (leafy seadragon) is the source of this 1845-nucleotide messenger RNA. RefSeq names its product transmembrane reductase CYB561D2 (gene cyb561d2). NCBI's taxonomy places the organism in Eukaryota, Metazoa, Chordata, Actinopteri, Syngnathiformes, Syngnathidae. Gene Ontology annotation, cellular component: endoplasmic reticulum. Gene Ontology annotation, molecular function: transmembrane monodehydroascorbate reductase activity. Bases 261 to 935 code for a protein of 224 amino acids. The transcript is spliced from 3 exons. The record is from RefSeq and is a predicted model, not a curated record.
UAACUAUAAUUGUUUUCUCAACAUCGUGCUGUAUACCUGCCACCACGUCACAUCCAAUAUGUUGGUUAUUCAUUACAGCACUGUAAUAUGAUCGUUGUUUGGUUUUGUAGGCUUGGUUGAAUGCCUUUAAUGGCGGUGGUAUUCCUUCGGAGUUACCUUUGAACCUUUUUCCUUUCUGUUGGGCACCGUGGGUCCACGUUAGGUGACACCGUGGCGUGCGUGGGUUGCAAAACUCUACAUUUUGGAUUACUUUGUUCGACAUGGCUCACAGCAAAGAGGCCGAAGCGGAACCUCGACUGUUCGCCUUCGCCCGAGUAGCUUCCGCAGUGCUGACACACUUUCUCGGCAUAUCCCUCACUGGCUUCGUCGCUGUUCUGGCUCGACCUGGUACAAGUUGGUUUUCCUGGCAUCCUUUCCUCAUGACACUCGCAUUCUCCUUCUUCAUGACAGAAGCCAUCCUCCUCUUCUCGGCCCACGGCUCCCCCUUGAGGAGGUUUUCCCACAAGGUGAAAGGUCGCGUUCACUGGCUGCUGCAGUGCGCCUGCGUGACGUGCGCCGCGCUCGGCCUGGCAGCCAUCUUUUACAACAAACACUUGCACGGCAAGCCUCACUUCACCUCCUGGCACGGUCUGCUGGGCUUCAUCACGGUGUGUACGGCGACGGUCCAAUCGCUGGCCGCUGUGCCCCUCAUCUAUCACUCUCUGGCUAAAGGCUGGUCUCUGGCCAAGCUCAAGAGGUACCACGCGGCGUCAGGGCUGGUCACCUACCUGCUUGGCAGCGUCAGCCUGCUCCUCGGCCUGACUUCUGUGUGGUUCACUGCGUCUGUCAGCGAUGCCAGUUGGUACCUGGCGGCACUAUGUCCCACUCUCAGUGCACUCAUCAUCAUGAAUCAAGUCACCAGUGCUUAUGUUGCAAAGAAACGCUUCCAGUCCUAAUUGUAAUGAAGUACAAACACAUUACUUUGUUAAUGUGCUUUAGUAGAUUUUUUUCAGAUAGAUCUAAUUUAUUUGCGUAUUUAUUUUUUAGGAUGGCUUUCUACAUUUGAACACAUCUGUACUUUCUACUCCUUUGUCAAAGUAGGCUGGUUAGUUGUUUUUUUUUCCCCAACCUUUGUGGAUGACAACGAUGUCAAAAAGACAAUGAAUAGAAAGAAUUAAAGGCAGUUGUAGUUGAGAUCUUGAUUGAGUGAUUUAGAUCUUGGGGACUUCAGAGAAGCAAGAUAUUCCCCACCCAUGGUUUUAUUUUAGGAAAUUGUUUGAUGCUGUUGGCCCAGAAUGAUUUGUAGUGAAUGUGUUGUCUUGUGCCAGUAUAAAAACCACCAACUUAACCUGUUCAGAAAUUCUAAAUGGAAAAAAAAACACAACGAAGGUACAGUACAUUUUAUUCAAUAGUUAUCAUUAGCUAAUUUAGCAUUUUCGUCAGCCAGUUCACAAUGUUAGCAAAACUAUGGAACACGCUUUGAAGCAUAAAAGCCUUAUCCAAUUGUAGCAAACUUGGUUUCAAAAAAAGAUUUUUUUCUUCCUUGUGUCAAGUUAUCAAAACAGGUAUUGUAUAUAAUUGACUGUAAAAGUUCACUUUUACUUUUGUACUUUAAUGACUUUUCAGUGUAUGUUUUUACUUAAGAAUCAGUUUUUCUACUUUUAUCGGUUUUUUUCUUUCGUUUUUUUUACACAUCACUGUACAUUUAAGUACAGUGCCUGAGUGCUUUUGCAACCUCUGAUCCCAAUAAAGGCUGCGAUAUGUAUUCAUAACAAUGUUGUUACUGACACUUGUGCGGGGAUUGUUUUGCACACAAGGCCAUUAGUCUGAUGUAUUUACAUAGGUAAUAUUUUGUUUCACAUUGUA